AAAUUUUGUCGUGCCUCUGCACCUCGGCUGACCACAUGGCCCCAACUCAUCCCUUCGACAUCAUCUCCAUCGGCAUCGCGGUCACUAGAAAAAAUUCCAAAGCAUGACGCUGAUGAGACACAACCACCACUCGGCGUGCUCGCAGCAGCACUGAUGUCACUUGUCUCUGAAUCAGCUGGCCGUCGACACGACUCGCACCCACAGCCAUAGCCGCGACCUUGACGUCCCUCGCGCUCUCGCCCGCUGGCCAAUGACGACGAUUGUCCCAGCGGCUCAUUGCACGCACACGCACACGCACCAUCACAUCACAUUACGGGCUGCACGCAAAUCACCGCAAUGCAUCGCGAUGUGCACGAAGAUGAGAAGAUGAGAUGACGAGGAGGGAGAGUAUCUUAGGACGGAGUCUGGAGGAUCGAGCGACCUGCUUACCAGACCACAUACAACUAUACCAUCGAGAACUCCCCACGCCAUGCAAUGCAAUGCAUGCCCGGGCGCGGCGAGGGUGUGGUGUAUACGGUAGUAGUUCUCCUCUGUUCUAUAGAAACGGUGCGCAGGUGCGCACGUAGGCGAGUGUGCCUAGGCUGUCACGCUGACCUCACCCGCACAACUGCAUCGACGAGCCAACUCCACAUGAUGCGGCCAUUUUUGACAAUUACCACCAGCACACACGCCACUGCACAUGCAGAGCGUACUCAUCAGGAAUGGCAUCAAUGCUUUGCAAUUCAUGCCCAAAGAGCUGAGAGCUGCGACCCCGUCACCUGUGUUGAGAGGCAUCACCACAAGCGCAUCGAGGCCCCGACGCAGGCAAAAUGCAUGCCACGACUCGCGCUCUAGACUUCGGGGUCCGCGUCCCCGCGCGGGAGGCGCAAGUCAAUCCGCUCGAGCGUGGUUCGUGGUUGGUCUCAAGGGACCUCAAAUCGCUUCUAAUGUCUCCACCCGGCGCCAUGCGAGUCGUGCCUGGAUGUGGUUGUUCCUAUUUCUCAACCCACAAGCGCCAGCCGGUCGACGGCGUCCCAAUGCUCUAUGCUCGACAGCGACUAUGGCACGUACCUGCAGCAGUGCCGGUCCCCUAAAUCGCUCGAUGACGCCGUGCAACAUCGAUCGCGACGACUGUGCUAGGGACAAAAGCGUUCGUGCGCUGACUCGGCUGAGUGAGCAGUUCGGCAACAGAUCUACUGGCACCAGAUUUGUGGUUCGGAGCUCAUGCAAGUACGACCUCAGAGGCUGGUGAACCAUUGUAUGUAGGGCCUCGUUGUUUAGAUAUUAAAGGUCGACCCUUUCAGCACACAAUUCAUCUUGCAAGCUACUCCAUUAGCACGUCCCAGGCCAAAGCAACAUCCCUUAUCAACGAGUAGUCCUAGCCUCGAGUUCCUCGAUCAGUCUUCUCUAUGUUGGAACCAAUCUCCAUUCCACCACCUUCUCAAGGCGUCAAGAGAAUGUCCGCUACACAGGGUGCUGCUCCCAUCAACAACAUGGCCCCUCCACCAUUCACCCCCAACACUCAUAUCAACAACACGUCUGUUCCAACAAGGCAGCAGCAAGACCUCGACGGCCUCCGCAGUGCCGUCGUCAGAGACCAGCAGCAGUCCAACAAUCUGAACCACUCCAGCUCCGAGGACUGGUCGGACAAAGAUGGCAAGGAGAGCAUGUCCUCGCCUGGCCAUCCUCCUGCCCAUGACUUGAAAUCAACCACGUCCACUGGCUCUCUACGAACGCCAGUUCCCGCAUCCUCGACUCUGCAAACACCCCGUGCGUGGAUGGGUCUGGCACCAAUGGCAACCGUCGAUGAGGAACUCGAUCACGCCGAACAUAACCACUUCUUUUGGUCCAAGGCUAAAAUCGCCUUCAAGGAGCCCUUCGCAGAGUUCUGGGGAACAUUUAUCCUCGUGCUAUUUGGUGAUGCCGCACUGGCACAGACCCUUCUCACCGCCGGCGACACGACCGCACCUGGUGGUAAUGGCUACGGAAACUGGACCACAGUCACCUUUGGCUGGGGUAUCGGUCUCAUGUUGGGUAUCUACGUCGCUGGAGACUCCGGUGCAUUCUUGAACCCGGCUGUGUGCCUCGCGUCCUGCAUGUUCCGCAAGCUUCCAUGGAGACGUCUUCCAAUGUACUGGUUGGCUCAAUUCUUGGGUGCAUUCGUUGCUGCUGGUGUUGUCUAUGGCAACUACGUCAACCUCAUCGACCAGUAUGAAAGCGGUGCUCGUACCGUUGCACCAUCUUCAACCGCUACCGCCGGCAUCUUCGCAACCUACCCAGCCCCUGCCCUUACCAAGGCCAGCCAGUUUUUCGACCAGUUCAUUGGCUCAGCAAUCUUGGUAUUCAUCAUCUUUGCCCUCAAGGAUGACUCGAACAAGGGCAAGUUCGUCGCGUCUGGUGCUUGGUUCCCACUCUGCUUGUUCUUCACUCUCACUGGUAUUGCCAUCUGCUUCGGUGCUCAAACUGGCUUCGCUAUCAACCCCGCUCGUGACCUCGGUCCACGUGUCAUGACUGCAUGCCUGGGCUACGGCACUGCCGUUUGGUCCGCUGGAGACUACUAUUUCUGGGUCCCUAUUGUGGCACCCUUCUGCGGCUGCGUUGUUGGAGCAUUCUUAUAUGAUGCAUUCGUCUACACUGGCGAGUCACCUGUCAACACACCAUGGUUCGGUCUCAAGCAACUCAUGACCCCACACAAGAUGGUUUCCAACCGUCUCAACCGCCAAAAGGAGGAGGGUAUGGUCUAAGCGAAAGCGAGACUUCCGACAUCUCCAUUUCUUAUUUGUAUAAUUUUUUCUUUUGCACGAUAUGCUCUAUUUCAUCGCACGACAUGCUCUACAUUGAAGAGACAUGAUCGGGUCUUACAGCCAGAAUGCUGUUUGCAGGGUGUCUAGGAGGUAGUACCCUUUACGCAUGAGAUUUUUUCGGAGGGAUUGCAGGACCUUUUUGAUACGAGAACGGAAAAAAGAACGAUUCCUUUUUUCCUUGUAUAUUACAUUGUAUAUUAGUUACGGCUCUAUGUAUCCCAGGACCAAAAAGAUAUCCAGACCCCCAGAACUUC
Messenger RNA from Sphaerulina musiva SO2202, 3037 nucleotides. RefSeq names its product aquaporin. The record is from RefSeq and is a predicted model, not a curated record. Gene Ontology annotation, molecular function: water channel activity; glycerol channel activity. Gene Ontology annotation, cellular component: plasma membrane. Gene Ontology annotation, biological process: glycerol transmembrane transport; water transport. The transcript has 3 exons. Bases 1389 to 2723 code for a protein of 444 amino acids. Lineage: Eukaryota; Fungi; Ascomycota; Dothideomycetes; Mycosphaerellales; Mycosphaerellaceae.